Triticum dicoccoides is the source of this 1447-nucleotide messenger RNA. RefSeq lists its product as uncharacterized. Lineage: Eukaryota; Viridiplantae; Streptophyta; Magnoliopsida; Poales; Poaceae. Bases 1 to 549 code for a protein of 182 amino acids. The transcript has 5 exons. The record is from RefSeq and is a predicted model, not a curated record.
AUGGAUACUACUCCCUCCGUCCGAGAAAAGUUGCCUCCGACAAACACCUCCCCUUUCUUCCAACAAACUACGCAGCCCUCACUCCGACCGCUUCCCUGCUCCGUCGCCUGGCCACGCGCCGGCCGCCUGCUCUAUUGCGUCGCCGCCUGCUCCAUCGCCUCGCCACGCACCGGACGCCUUCUCCCCAUCGUCUCGCCGCUUCUCUUCGUCCGCACCAGGAAAUCAAGAGGGAAGCGAUCCCCUUUUCUGCAAAUCCCGCGACUUGCCGGCUCCGGCGGCGGCGCUCAUGUCCUGGAGGCAGGUCCUCGAGCUCCUCCUCCCGACCCCGAGCUCCUCGUCCUCGAGCUGCUGCAGAAGUUAACGACAGUUGCUCCUCCUCCAGGUUCUCGAGCUCCUCGCCCUCUUAGCUCCACCGGCGGCGGCGCCGCCGCCGCUUGUGCUUCUGCUGCCCGCCCACCCACCGCGAGCGAUUGGAGGUGGACUUGGUGCAGAGGAAUGGAUCUUGCUUCUGUUGAUCUCAGUUUAAGUUGCAGAUUUGACCUGGAAUGACCAGUCUCAGUUUAAGUAACAUAUUCUAGUAAUGCGACAAGCACAUCUGUACUGCUCUCAGUUUAAGUUACAGAUCACAUUCACAACACUUAGUUUGGAAAACUUCAAAGCAUCAAUAUCUAUUCCUGCUACCCCUGGUCUUGAUCCAACCAUUGCAAACUCAGGGCGCUGGAGUAGCAGCAGAGGCGGCGAGGAGGAGCUGGGUUGCCUGGACGAAGAAGAAGAAGAAGAAAUCGGCGAGGAGGAGCAGGUGGGCGCCUCUGUAGAAGGUGGGCGGCGGCGCUGGGCCCUACGGUGGAGGCACUGGUCACCUCGGUGCACGGCGGUGGAGCAGCGGCGGCCGGGGUCUUGCCCAACUCCCGCAACAGAGUGGCUGGCCUUGGGGCGCCGGCGUUGCGACCGGGGAUGCGAGAAGGACGACGAGUAAAGCUGACCGUGAUCCGUGGAAUCGCCGCUCGUCGAGGUGUCGCCGCGGAGGAGCAGCUGGGCGGCGGCGAAGCUCGCCUCCGCAGCGCAGCUAAGCAGGGCGGUGCAAGAUGGCAGCUGCGGGGCAGGUGGGCGGCGGCGCAAGUGGGACUUCGUCGCUGGCUGAUCCUACGGCGGCUGGGGCACGCGGUGCCCGUGGGCGACAGGGGGAGGCGGAGGCUGGGGCGCGCGCGGUGCCUACGGGCGUCGGGGGAGGAAGAAGGGCUGAUUAGCACGAGAUUUAAAGUGAAAAGGGGUUUUCUGCAAAAUUACAAUUGAACUAUGCUGGUGACAACUUUUUUCGGACGGAGGGAGUACCUCUGAUCCAAAUUUCAAUUCUUUUUUUUAGUAAACGGCAGGAGCACUCCCUUUUCUAUUUUUUGAAGAUAAAAAAGGUUUUUUUAAUGAAAGGUAGAUGAGGCUCUACCUUAUA